Messenger RNA from Arabis nemorensis, 309 nucleotides. The record is from the annotation of a GenBank genome assembly. NCBI's taxonomy places the organism in Eukaryota, Viridiplantae, Streptophyta, Magnoliopsida, Brassicales, Brassicaceae.
AUGAAAAGAGAGAAAUCCGGAAAAUGGGUCGUCACUAAAUCUGUGAAAGAACAUAAUCAUCCUCUCUUGCCUAAUGGUCGCAGAAGUUCUCAGCUCUCUCAAACAAUGGACGAGAAAGACGCAAAGAUUCGGGAACUGAGUGUAGCGCUGAAUCGAGAGAGAAGGCGUUCUGCUGCAUUGCAACAGCAGCUUGAUAUGGCCCUAAAGGAAAUGGAAGAACAUUCCAACCAUCUCUCCAUUAACAUCAACAAUGUUAUCCAAAAUGUAAGAGAAAUAGAGUCCAACACAUUCACCAAACCCUUCAGCUGA